Molecule: messenger RNA, 1626 nt
Organism: Erigeron canadensis
Lineage: Eukaryota; Viridiplantae; Streptophyta; Magnoliopsida; Asterales; Asteraceae
Product: alpha-1,3-mannosyl-glycoprotein 2-beta-N-acetylglucosaminyltransferase
Exons: 18
Coding region: 62-1417 (451 amino acids)
Cellular component (GO): Golgi apparatus
Molecular function (GO): alpha-1,3-mannosylglycoprotein 2-beta-N-acetylglucosaminyltransferase activity
Source: RefSeq, a predicted model, not a curated record
UGAAUCAAGCAGAUUUUUUUUUUUUUUUUUCCAUUUGCAUUUGGUGAAAAAGAAAAAAAAAAUGAACCGGAGAUGUGAUCUGAGAUAUCUUCUUAUACUUGCUGCUAUUGCUUUCAUCUAUACCCAGGUGAAAUUGUUUGCCACGCAAUCUGAGUAUGCUGGUAAAAUUGCAGAUGCAGUAAGUAUAAGCCUUUUUCUACUAAUGGAAGCAGAAAAUCAUUGCAGGAAUCAGCUGCAUUUGCUAAUCAAUGAAAUAGGCAUGCAUCAGGAAAAUAUUGUUGUUUUGGAAGAGAAAGCAAAACGUCAAGCGCAGGAGUGUGAACAAUUAAGGGCAGUUGUUCAAGAUCUGGAAAAGAAAGGCGUGAAAAGUUUGAUACGGGAAAGACAAGUACCAGUGGCAGCUGUUGUGAUUAUGGCUUGCAAUCGUGCUGAUUAUCUGGAAAGGACCAUCAAAUCUAUCUUAAAAUAUCAUAGUUCUGUUGCAUUGAAGUUUCCUGUUUUCGUAUCCCAGGACGGGUCAAAUUCUGAUGUUAGAAAAAUGGCGAUGGGUUAUGAUCAGCUGACCUACAUGCAGCAUUUGGAUUAUGAACCUAUACAUACUGAGAGGCCUGGGGAGUUAAUUGCAUAUUACAAGAUUGCACGUCACUACAAGUGGGCAUUGGAUCAGUUGUUUUACAAACAUAGUUUUAAUCGGGUCAUCAUACUUGAAGAUGAUAUGGAGAUCGCUCCUGAUUUUUUUGAUUACUUUGAGGCUGGAGCAGAUCUACUAGAUAAUGAUAAGUCGAUCAUGGCCAUCUCAUCAUGGAAUGACAAUGGACAAAAACAGUUCGUGCACGAUCCUUAUGCAUUAUAUCGGUCAGAUUUCUUCCCCGGUCUCGGAUGGAUGCUAUCUAAACCUACAUGGGAUGAACUUUCACCAAAGUGGCCAAAAGCUUAUUGGGAUGACUGGCUAAGAUUAAAAGAGAAUCACAAAGGGCGGCAGUUUAUUCGUCCAGAAGUAUGCAGGACUUACAAUUUUGGGGAGCAUGGUUCUAGUUUGGGGCAAUUCUUCCAACAAUAUCUUAAACCUAUUAAAUUGAAUGAUGUUCAGGUUAACUGGAAAUCGAUGAACUUGAGCUACCUAAUGGAGGGUACAUUUGUGAAGCAUUUUGCUGACCUGGUGAGAAGUGCAAAGUUACUUUAUGGAACUGAUCUUGUUUUGAAGACAAAUAACGUAGAUGGCGAUGUGCGCAUACCAUAUAAAGAUCAAUCACAUUUUGAAAACAUUGCUCACCAGUUCGGCAUAUUCGAUGAAUGGAAGGAUGGCAUACCAAGGACCGCGUAUAAGGGCGUAGUUGUUUUCCGCCACCAAACUUCAAAGAGAGUGUUUCUUGUUGGGCCAAAAUCCCUCCAACAGUUGGAGAUUAAAAACGCUUAAAUCUUCUCAGAGGUACAUAAUUCUUUUGGCAUGAGAUUUUAUAAGCCUUUACUAUAUCAUAUGUAUUUUAUUUAAGAAUUAGGCAGAUACAUAUAGGCGGCUACUCCAGGCUGCAGUUAAGUUUUAUGAUUAUUUUGGUUCAUAUCUUGAUAGUGUAAAAGGACUUGACAGUAUUUUGAAAGCGUAAGUAUAUAGUUUGAGUUUUAGCA